AUGGACAAGUCCUUAUUUCAUUCUGUCUUUCAGACCAUCCAGAAACAUGCUACUUUCACACCUGACCAACUCGCUACUGCCUCCAGGGAUCAUCCACUGUUUGAUUGCCACUUUGCCCAUACGCCAAUAUCUAUACCAUUACCGGAUCUCAAUACGUGCUUGUCAUCUUUCAACCUACCUCCACACCUGAACAACGAACUUCAAGCGCUCCUGACCAAAGAUUUGAGCGAUGAUGGUACUUUCAUUGCGCAAACCCAGCAACGCUUACUUCAACAGCUCAGUCGACUCAGUACAUCGUCAGACCCUACAAGGAUCCCCUCCCUUGUCCACGCCGCCCUCGAUGCAUUUCUUCGACAGUCGGUCAAUUCUCGAAUUGAGGCUUUGUGUAGUGAAAUAUCUGAAUUUAGUCUCCAAGAGCACUCUCCUUCUGACUCAGAUUAUAUUUCCGACUCUGAAUCAGUCCUGGAUGAAAGCGAUAACGGCGAAGAAGACGAAGAGACUGAGGGGUUGGCCGAUGAUGACGACAAUGCACCCAUUCGGCCCGAAGAAGACAUACCUCCAUUAGAAACAAAAUAUUUGCCUAUAUUUGAAGCCCUGCACGAACGAGGCAAGGUUCUUACCAAACCUGAGAAAACCUAUUUGGUCAAUAUGACUGGCAUGACAUACAGACAAAUCACCAUUUGGUUCCAGAAUCGACGAAGAGGAGAACUCAAGGAACACGCCCAACGCACAUCUCUCUCCCACACCGGUUCCGUUAACUCCUGUGCAUCGUCCGAGGUCUCAGACGAUGAGGGCGACCUUGAACAAAGAAUCGCAGUCCCCAGACCUGAUGCUACCUUCGAUAUCCGCUCAUGGCGCCUCACAUCAGCGCUCCCUAUCAAAGCUGGUACCUAUGGGUCGUUUCCUACUAGCCCGAUGAAAGUGAAUUUCGAUAAUUCUACUAUCAACUCGGACUCCGAUUCCGGCGAUACAGACUUGUCAGAUGAUUUCAACGAAGGAGCCGAUUUGCUGCCCAGCAUACAUGCCCCUUCAUUAUCUACUUCAAUUACUACCAUCAACUCUACUGCAGCCUCGAACAAUUCAUUGCGAGAGGUUUCGGGAACGGCAACAGGGCCAGUCAACUAUAACGCAGAUGAUUCCACUAAGGCCAAGGCCACCUUGCGUAUUACCAAGGGUCUCCCCACGCGCCACAAUGAUUCAAAUGUUAUACGAACGAUACCAGUGCAGCCUUCGUUUACUUUCAACUUUGGACAUGCCAACCUUCCGUCGACUCAAUCUCCACCGAUCUCCACACCCCCGCAUUCGGUCACAUCCAGCGCACACGGUCUAACUAUUCAAGUGAAUGCUACGCUCCCUUCAUCGACUACAACCCUUCAAUCUUUAUCUCAGGAGAUUCCUAGCACUACUGUGCUUAUGCCUAUUCCAGUGCCUUCCAGCGGGCUCUCUCCACAAAACUCUAUUUCAACCCAAUCUUCGCAGCGAUCUUCUACGCCAUCAGGCCAUUCUGCGUCAUCCCCUCGUCCCAUAACAAAGCCUCUUCCUCGUCGCACCGGGUGCGCACCUCGCCCUCGACCACCUCCCCGUGCCAGUCCUCCCUCAGUUGUGACUUCUGGCACUAUUCCAGGCUCGAAGCGAGCUUCCAUUGUAUUACCCCCAUCGAGUAAUCCUUCGUUAGGAAACACAACGUUGGGCUCUUUAUUGUGUCCUAACCAGCCAGCGCCGAGAAUACCGCAAGACAUGGAAGAGCGACUAACUGCAAUGGCAGGUCGUAUGGGCGUUGGUUCGCGUGCAAACCCCGAAGCCGGCACACCCAAGCAUUAG
Molecule: messenger RNA, 1821 nt
Organism: Rhizoctonia solani
Lineage: Eukaryota; Fungi; Basidiomycota; Agaricomycetes; Cantharellales; Ceratobasidiaceae
Product: homeobox domain protein
Exons: 4
Coding region: 1-1821 (606 amino acids)
Molecular function (GO): DNA binding
Source: RefSeq, a predicted model, not a curated record